AUGGGCCCCACCGGCAGUCGAGAGAGCCAAUUUGAGGAGCAAAUCGGCGAUGAUGAUGGCCUACAUAUUAAUCCACGAACUACCUCGAAUCAUGCGACGGAAAGCGAAUACUCAGUAGAAGAGCAAGCCAAAUUGACUGGAGAUGGAGGAGCUGAUGAGACAUCGCCUGAGGAUGAUGUUUCGUUAUGCGAAUAUCACGACAUACCGCCGCCACCGGACGGUGGCUACGGAUGGGUCGUGGUAUUUGCAUCAUUUAUGUGCAACAUGAUAGUGGACGGAAUUGCAUACACAUUCGGCAAAUUUCACGAACCGUUCGCUAAGCAUUUUAAUGAGUCUCAGGCCACAACCGCAUGGGUUGGAUCUCUUUUAUCUGGCGUGUACCUCAGCGCAGGACCUAUUGUCAGCGCUUUAACAAAUAAGUAUGGAUGUCGGAAUGUGUGUAUAGCAGGCAGUUUUAUUGGUGCUGCUGCAUUUGUCCUGUCGACAUUUUCAGGCUCCGUAAAUAUGCUUAUAUUGACUUAUGGAGUAAUGGGAGGUAUUGGUUUUGGUCUUAUUUAUUUACCAGCUGUAGUAUGCGUAGGAUAUUAUUUCGAAACUAAGAGAUCAUUAGCCACGGGGAUUGCUGUUUGCGGUUCAGGAUUCGGAACUGUCUUUUUUCCGUCCCUCGCCGAAGUUUUGCUACAAGAGUACAAGUGGCAAGGAGCUAACUUGAUUUUAGCUGGCCUUAUUCUUAACUGCGUGGUCUUCGGAGCAAUGAUGAGACCUCUAGAAUAUUCAAAAACUUCGUCCGUUAAACCUUUGCUCCAGAGGAUGGCAGAAGAAAAAAGGUUUCAAAUGGAACGAGGAAGCAUCGGAGGGUCUUACUUUAUGGUGCAACUUCCGGACGGAUCGAUGGAAAAAAGAAUGAAAAUGCCAAUUAACGUCGACCCUGGCGUACACUCCAGUUUCAACUUAGACCAAUUAGUGCCUGGAACUCCGCUGACUCCAGUACCGACUGUGCCGACCCUUCCUACAAUCUCGGAAGCGAAAGUGCAGGAGCUUUCUUCGAGCGGGGCAACGAGCAACAGUGGAAGUCUGGAUUUGAAGAAUUCGUCUACCAAAUCAAAAAGCAAGAAAGCCAUCGAUGAUACCAAAGAGACGAAGGACGUCCUCGACAAACCUGACGAAUUCAACAAGUCAUCCAUCCCUAGAAAUGCUUCCCAACCGGCUUUCACAACUCACGUCCAGGGUUUACCGAAAAAUGGAUCUGUACCCUUUUUCGACCGAAUUCGCAAAACUAGCACCGGAGAAAGAUACAAGCCGAGCCUGAGUGCAAUCAAGAAUUCGAGAUCUACUUUGAAUUCGAAUGGCGAUAUCAGGAAAAGUUUACAUCUCAAGCUAUCCGUGAGCAGCAUGCUUGGAUCUCGAAACAACAACGCCGAACUAGAUGAUGGAGAGAGUAUAACCUUCACAACAAGUAAAUCGAGUUUGAGACAAGGAAUGCCGAAAGAGAAGCCUAUGAUAAUUCGUCCCCUGUCCCGAAAAGAUAUUUUUUAUAGUGGUAGUGUAGUUAAUUUACCGGAGUAUCAGAGUCAGAAGUCCCUCACCAAUUAUCGGCAGAGCGUUAUCUCACUUCAAAAAUCAGUUAGAGGAGAUGUCAGGGAUGGAGAUUAUGAAAAAGGUCCACAACAGCCUCUGUGCCCUUGUCUCAUUCUGCCAGAUUCAUUCAAAGAAGCUUUGGGAACGAUGCUGGAUAUGAGUUUGCUGAGAAAUCCUGUCUUUGUCAUGAUUGGGAUUAGCAACAUUUUCGGAAUGGCCGCAACUUAUAUUCCGUUUGUGUACCUUCCCCGAGCUGCUGUAAAGGAUGGAAUUGCAGAAAAGCCGGCGACAUUUCUGCUCUCUGUUAUCGGAAUCACGAAUAUUGUUGGACGUAUUGCCUGCGGAUACAUCGCAGAUUUUCCUCGAGUAAAUUCUCUGCUAUUGAAUAAUCUCUGCUUGAUAGUAUGUUCAAUUUCGCUGGCCGCGACACCCUUGUGUCACUCGUAUGCAACGUAUGUAGCAGCAAGCGUCUUUUUUGGACUCGCGAUAUCGGGUUAUAUUUCACUGACUUCGAUUAUUUUAGUGGAUCUUUUAGGUUUAGAUAAGUUGACCAAUGCUUUUGGUUUGCUGAUCUUGUUUAGAGGAGCAGCCGCGAUGGUGGGACCGCCUAUCGCCGGAGCCAUUAUUGAUGCAACUAAUAGUUAUACAAUAACAUUUUACAUGGCAGGAUUUUUGUUUCUUCUUAGUACUAUUACGAGUUUUAUGGCUCCUAUGAUGAAAAGCUGUACCACGCCACAGACACAGCCAGUGGUACUGGAUCAAUUAACACCAAUCGACGAGGACGUCGAGGAAGAAAAUGAGGACGAUAUUCCCGAGAUAGUCGAAACCGCGCCCUCGCCGGUGGAGCCACAAGAAAAAGAGAUCAAGCAGAUUGAAUCUGUUUUGUAAUUACUAUACUCAAAAAGCUUCUGCUUCUUUUUUGGCUAAAGAAUCGCCUUUACUCCGAGCCAUUCUGUGAUAAGGCUGUUACUUGGAGAAGGCUGACUAAAGGUAUUUGAGUUAACGUACUUUAAAUACCUUUGAAAACGGACAAAGCACAAAUUAACAAAAAAAAAAAAAAAAAAAAAAAAAAAAAAAAAAAAAAAAAAAAAAGAAAAAGGAAGGAAAGAAAGAAACCCAGUGGAAUUCUCAAAAAUGCGCGAGGGGAAAGCGCCAAAAUUAAAAAUGACCGACUGCAAUCGACCAAAGCCUGAACGAGAAACUCCACCGGGUGAAAAGAACUGUUUCCUUUAGUUCGCAAUCGGCGCCUGUCGAUCUUCUAGAUUCUUUAAGUAACUUAAUCAGUAUCGAACGUCAGUAUGAAAAUUUGAAGGAUAUCGUGAAACAGAAAAGCGCUUUCGCACGUGCAUAUCGGUUAAGAAUUGAAUUUGAGGUUUCGUCCCACUUGGACUUUUUAUCCCCUAGGCUUGAAUUAUUCGCGGCAAACUAUUGUACAUAAGAUCGAUGCACGAUAGAUGGAUGAGUGAGUGCUGAUGAUUAAUUAAUUAAUCAAUGAAAAUUAAUUAAUUAAAUGAACACGACGCUGCCGCGGAACGAACCUCCUGUAAAUAUUACAAAGAGACUUGUAAUGUGAUAACAGCAAAAUUUGCGAAUUUAGUAUGUCAUAAUGACGAUUGCCGAGUCGACUUUUUAUGUUAAUGAGGAAGAAAUUUGGUCCAUCGAAAAUUUGCGAUCUCGAAAAACGGAUCUCGUGAAAUUGAUAGGCCAAUUUUCCAAGUGUUCGGAAUUCCGAUUAACGGCUAGUUUGUGUUGAUUAGUGACUCGAUUUCUCGAGAGGAAAUCAUCGCCACAAGGUCUCUUAACUUUUCAAUUAAUUAACACAAACUAAUAAAGCGUGUAAUAUUUUGUUAUGCUAAACGAGGCACAGUAAAUAACGACGUGCACCGCAUCGUCUGUCUAAUAAAAUCGCUGUUUAACUAAUUCUGUGACUUAAGCAAAUAGCGAUGAAUUAUUAUUGAUAUUAUGUGAUUUAUAAUAUAUAUAUAAAUAUAUAAAUAUAUGUAUACAAAUAAACAAUGUAUAUAAGUCUGCUAUACAACUUGGAUGAGAAGAGGGAAAUUAUUAUUGUAAAUCUUGUUAAUCGCUAAACGAAAAUCGUUGAGCAAUGUACUUAGUGUAUAUGGCAAGGCAAUUCUUAUAUUUUCUGACUUCUUGCUGGAAAAGGGUUCGAAUUUUAAAUUGAAAAAUAUUAUUUCUGUGAGUGAUCCGUUACCAUCGAGUCGAAAAGAGACGAGAAAUUGGGGACUGGAUGCAGAAUUUUAAUGAAGCUUUAAUUAAGGGUUUUAAAGCGACUUGUCAACUCUGUUGUUUCUCGAUUUUAUAUUUUAUCACGAUUAUCGCUGCGAUUAGUGGAAUCACCGAAUUAUGUAACGAAUUUCGUUUGUCUUUGAUGUACAUUGUACAAAAUAUAGCACGGAAUUGGCGUGCGAGCUGAGAGAAGAUAAAUGUAAUGUAAGCGUGCGAUUUAAUGUAAUCUGGUUGAGUUUACUCGCGCGCAAGUACACGCGCAACCGGUAUCGAAUCUAUUAACUUAAGUUAGAAAUAAUUGAAGCGCGUGCUUGAACGUACUGCUCCUAACUGCGCACGUAGUACAUGGUUAGCUAAGCGUUAUGUUAAUGUGAAUGAAAACAAACGAGUCUUUAUUAUUCACGUGUACGUUCGCUAGGAUGUAUUAUAAAUAAAAGUGUGUGUACACAUACGUGCAUACUGUAUAAGCGCGACGCACGCCCUAUCUCGUGCACAUGUUGAUAAUGAUAUAUACGAUAUGGUACAAAAAGGACUAAAAUGUAUUAAGUACAUCAAAAUUAAAAAUGAAAAGAAUUUUUAUUAUUGAAA
Belonocnema kinseyi is the source of this 4413-nucleotide messenger RNA. RefSeq names its product monocarboxylate transporter 14. Gene Ontology annotation, biological process: transmembrane transport; monocarboxylic acid transport. The record is from RefSeq and is a predicted model, not a curated record. Bases 1 to 2466 code for a protein of 821 amino acids. NCBI's taxonomy places the organism in Eukaryota, Metazoa, Arthropoda, Insecta, Hymenoptera, Cynipidae. Gene Ontology annotation, molecular function: monocarboxylic acid transmembrane transporter activity. The transcript has 11 exons.